This is a messenger RNA of Branchiostoma belcheri (Belcher's lancelet), 723 nucleotides long. RefSeq names its product kinesin-like protein KIF11. The record is from RefSeq and is a predicted model, not a curated record. The annotation marks the transcript as partial. Gene Ontology annotation, cellular component: nucleus; spindle microtubule. Gene Ontology annotation, molecular function: plus-end-directed microtubule motor activity. The transcript has 6 exons. Lineage: Eukaryota; Metazoa; Chordata; Leptocardii; Amphioxiformes; Branchiostomatidae. Gene Ontology annotation, biological process: mitotic spindle assembly.
CAGCAAGGAAAGCUCCUUGAUUCCAGUUGAGAGGUUGAGAGAAUAAUGGCGACCAAACUGAAGUCAGCGAGUGGAGGCAGCAAUGGCGCACCAAGGGAGUCGAACAUCCAGGUUAUGGUUCGAGUAAGACCAUUGAACCAGACCGAAAAGAGCAAAGGUUCUCACAGUAUAGUGGACGUCAAAAACAACAGGGAGGUGUGUGUGGCCACCAAGGAACGUGGAUUCGGUGGACACAACACAAAGAAGUUUUCUUUUGACAGGAACCUUGCCACAACAAAACAGGACAGUGCUGAGAAGGAGUACUUGGUCCAGCAGCACGUUACGACCGAAGGAAAGCUGUACAACCAGGCGUCACUGUUGCUUGAGACGGCAGACAGCAGUCUUGGUGAUGUUGAGGGUUUGCACAAGAAGCUGGACAGAAAGAAACACAUAGAGACCCUCAACAAGGUGUGCCAACACUACUUCCAGAAGGGAUUCCAGGCCAGCCUCACGGAGAUGCAGCAUCACGUGGAGGAAAACGCCAACGCUCAGUUGAACACGUGCACCAGCCUUAUGUCAGAUCUAGGAAAGUGCCUGACCAAUCAGACGCACGACGUGAACAGCCAGUUGACCAAGAUGGUGGACACCCUGAGACAGGGCCUGGUGGACAUCACGGCUACACAGCAGCAGGAGAACUGGAAGGACUGGGCAGCAGGCACUAAAGCUGCUGUCUCCAAGUACAAG